Molecule: messenger RNA, 4007 nt
Organism: Neoarius graeffei (lesser salmon catfish)
Lineage: Eukaryota; Metazoa; Chordata; Actinopteri; Siluriformes; Ariidae
Gene: grwd1
Product: glutamate-rich WD repeat containing 1
Exons: 7
Coding region: 26-1393 (455 amino acids)
Molecular function (GO): protein binding
Source: RefSeq, a predicted model, not a curated record
CUACGCUGCUUUUGGAGUUCUCAAAAUGGCUGCGCCCGAUGAAAACACGCUUCUUUGUGAAGAUGAAGAAGUUGAAGAGAUGGAGGCGGGUGACAGCGAUGAAGAUGAGAUGGAGGAAGAAGACGGACAGGAUGAAGAGGGCGGGCAGAGUAAAGUGUUUGUGCCCGGCGUUGAGCCGCUUCAGCCGGGAGAAGAGCUGGAGAUGGACCGCUCGGCUUACCGCAUGUAUCACGAGUGCCAGACAGGUGCCCCUUGUCUGAGUUUUGAUGUAUUACGUGAUGCUGAGGGAGACGGGAGAGAGACGUUUCCCUUGUCCAUGCUGCUGUGUGCAGGUACCCAAGCCGACACCGCUCUCAGUAACAGACUCAUUGUUAUGCGCAUGCACAACCUGUAUGGCACUGAACAAGAUGAUGAAGAAGAGGAGGAGGAGGAGGACAGGAGUGAUGAGAGUGAUGAAGAACAGGGUGAUGAGGACAAGAAGCCACAGAUGGAGCUGGCCAUGGUGCCCCAUUAUGGGGGAAUAAAUAGAGUCAGAGUGACCCAGAAUAGUGAGCGGUCAUUGGCUGCUGUCUGGUGUGAGAAAGAACAGGUGGAAAUUUUUGAUCUUCGGCCACAGCUGGAAGCAGUUCACAGCUCUGCUGCCAUGUCAGCAUUCAUUAAACAGCAGAAAGAGGCCACACCUUUGUUCAGUUUCUCAGGUCACAUGACAGAAGGCUUUGCCCUAGACUGGUCUCCAAAAGUACCAGGCCGGCUUGUGAGUGGAGACUGCAAGAAGAACAUUCACGUGUGGGAACCACGAGAGGGUGGGACUUCCUGGCAGAUUGACCAGCGGCCUUUUAGCUCUCAUACCAAGUCUGUUGAGGACCUCCAGUGGUCACCUACUGAAGCAACAGUUUUCGCCUCCUGCUCAGUGGAUCAGUCCAUUCGGAUUUGGGAUAUCAGAGCUCCUCCAAAAUCGAUGCUCUCAGCCAAUGAGGCUCACACAUCAGAUGUUAACGUCAUCAGCUGGAAUCGGACUGAACCGUUCCUGUUAUCUGGAGGGGAUGAUGGGCUUCUGAAGGUGUGGGACUUGAGGCAGUUCCAGUCUGGGCAUCCAGUGGCCACCUUCAAGCAGCACAGUGCCCCGAUCACAUCAGUGGAAUGGAGCCCCAUCGACUCCAGCGUGUUUGCCGCCGCUGGAGCAGACGAUGUCGUCAGCCAAUGGGAUCUGUCGGUGGAGUCAUGUGACAUGGGUGAGCAGGCUGACGGCUUAAAGAAGCUCCCACCACAGCUGCUGUUCUUGCAUCAAGGCCAGACCGAGGUCAAGGAGCUCCACUGGCACCCACAGAUCCACGGAACACUCAUCUCCACUGCAUUGUCAGGAUUCAACGUGUUUAGGACGAUUUCAGUGUGAAAAGCAAAAGGAGUGCGUUCGUGCCUUAUGACAACAGUAGAAAUGUGUUAAAUAGCAUCAUCAUGGCAGUGAGCAAGGCUAUUCUUUUUGACUGGUCACUACAAUUAUUUCUCAAUCCUCUGGACUAUGUUUAAAAUAUAGGCAAUUAAAAACGUCUUGAUACAAUUUAAUUUAAAUCUACACAGAAACUGGGGAGCACAGCUGGUAACAGGCAGCCAGUUCAAACACAGCUGUGCGUCCUAGAUUUGAAGCUCACUCCUGUUACAUUGCUGAUCAACAUGUUGAAAAAUGUUUUAACUCUUUUAUUGUUCCAUGAGUGAACGCUAUUGUCUCAGGUCAUAUUUUGUACUAAUGUUUCUGCAGUCGCUUGGAGUCAGUUCCUUAUUGGUGCAGGUUUGAAUGCAGACAAAGCCAGUCAUUCAUGGCCGGGAGUCCAAGAGAGCAAAAUUAUCCAUUACGCUCAUCCAGUAACCAAUUGUAGACAUCUUUGAGCUCAUGCAGGCAAAAGAGGUUAGUUAGCCCUUUCCUCCAAGUCUGUUCACCCUCGAAAGUAGUAGCCCAAGAGCAUUAGCUCAAAAUUGAGUCCAACCCGGAACAAAUUAGUAACAAGCUGAAUUUUUCAGAAAAUGUUCAGAAUACCCUUAGGAAUAACAUACUAAAAGUCCCCAGGAAUCCACCUUGUGCUCUCUGAGAAAUUCAAGAUGGCGUCCAAAAUGGCCGCCGAUUAGAGAUUUUUCAAUAUCUCAUCUCAUUAUCUGUAGCCGCUUUAUCCUUCUACAGGGUCGCAGGCAAGCUGGAGCCUAUCCCAGCUGACUACGGGCGAAAGGCGGGGUACACCCUGGACAAGUCGCCAGGUCAUCACAGGGCUGACACAUAGACACAGACAACCAUUCACACUCGCAUUCACACCUACGGUCAAUUUAGAGUCACCAGUUAACCUAACCUGCAUGUCUUUGGACUGUGGGGGAAACCGGAGCACCCGGAGGAAACCCACGCGGACACGGGGAGAACAUGCAAACUCCGCACAGAAAGGCCCUCGCCGGCCCCGGGGCUCGAACCCAGGACCUUCUUGCUGUGAGGCGACAGCGCUAACCACUACACCACCGUGCCGCCAUUUUUCAAUAUCUCAGGGAUAAAACAUAAUAUAAAUGCAAUUAAAAUGUUAAAUUAUAUGUUCUCUCAUACAAGUAAUGCAAAUUCACCAUUGUCACGGUUAAAAUUAAAAUUAACCAAGAUUACAAGGUCAUUAAUGUGGAAAUUACAUGGAAUUUGAUGGUUGACAUGACAGAUUAGCUUAGCAGGCUACCUACAAACAUGAACAUAAUGUAAGACAACAAUUAGACAUCAAUUUCCUUAAUAUUUAGUGCAUCUUUAAGCUUUGAUAAAAUAUUAAAGGGAAAUUAAAUUUGAGAACUCUAUCUUCUAAAACUACAAUGGCAAGCUGUUUCAGUACACUUCUUCAACAUUCCGGCGACUUUCAUGACAAAAAGGUUUGCCUCAAUAAAAGCUCUUGCUUAUAAACAAUGAGUAGACAAACACUUCUCAGUGCCUCAGUUGUAAUGCUUGGACCUUUGUUGUACCAUCAAUGAAGUAGGGAAUUUAUUCAAGCUUGUUUAAGGGUGGAAAAAAAUUAAUCUUUGAGUUUCUAGCGCCAGUCUUUACUACUAGCAAUGCCAGUGUGUUCGGACAAAAAAUGACUAAACUCAGGAUGACCUUUUAAAAAUGACUGAACUCAGCAUGACCUUUUAACAUGCCAUUUUUCAUUUUACACCACCAAUUUACUUUAAUUAAUAUUAAUGAAAAUAAGUGCUCCAACCCCUAGUAAUUGUGUUUGUUGUUUUGUGAACAGAACAGGAUGAUACGGAGUGAACGAGUAACCAAUGGAUCCACACUAUACACAAAUAUACUGUUAUAAUAAUGUGUACAUUGUUAUUAUAUAAUGUUAAUACACAAUGUAAUUAAUACACACAUGUUGGAAUUUACUCUCCUACCCUACAAAACAUAUAUUCUGACCUUUUAACUGCAUUAAUAUUUUGUUUUGGGCCUGAGAUAUGGGCAGAUCUCCAUUUGGCAGCCAUUUUGGACGCCAUCUUGAAUUUCUCAGAGAGCACAAGGGGGAUUUCCGGGGACUUUUAGUAUGUUAUUCCUAAAGGUAUUCUGAACAUAUUCUGAAAUUUUCAGCUUGUUACUAAUUUGUUCCGGGUAUAACCCUAUUACUCCUGGGCUAUAGAGCGAGAAGCAGUUUGAAAAGAUGUGGCCGGCUUCACAUCCCUCUCAGGACGCCAUACUAUCUUGACCCUCCUCAGUUUGCAAUGACUGUAUUUUAGGAGAGAGCUAGUUAGCAGGUGGGAAUUGAUAUAUGACCAAAGUUGGAGGAAAUGGUAUUAAAAAAAAGGAAUUAGUUCACAUAUUUUGGUUGUAACAGACGCUGUUGAAGAUGAGCGUGACUGCACAACCAGCAGCCCUGCUUGAUUUCAGAAACUUGUACAUGGAUCUCUUAAAGCUAUUAGUUUUAUCCUUUACUCUGAAAUUGUGUUAAGAACAACCAAAAUGAAAUGUUCUCACAAGGCCUUGUCUUCAUGGACACAAAUAAAGGACCUUGAAUGCUACAAAA